Drosophila guanche is the source of this 2054-nucleotide messenger RNA. RefSeq names its product polyubiquitin-C. Gene Ontology annotation, biological process: modification-dependent protein catabolic process; protein ubiquitination. The transcript has 2 exons. The record is from RefSeq and is a predicted model, not a curated record. Gene Ontology annotation, cellular component: nucleus; cytoplasm. The coding region runs from base 139 to 1974 and encodes 611 amino acids. Gene Ontology annotation, molecular function: protein tag activity; ubiquitin protein ligase binding. Lineage: Eukaryota; Metazoa; Arthropoda; Insecta; Diptera; Drosophilidae.
GAUAAAAGCACAGUUCGUUUGUGGAAAUUGCAGAAAAAAACAGCAGCAGAAUUUAACAGCAGAUACGUGUUCUUUGUUGGUGAAGAGAAUAUUUUAAAAAGAAAAACUAAAGAGUUUAAAGACAAACAAUAAUACAAAAUGCAGAUCUUUGUGAAAACCUUGACUGGUAAGACCAUCACCCUGGAAGUCGAGCCAUCCGACACCAUUGAGAACGUGAAGGCCAAGAUCCAGGACAAGGAGGGAAUCCCCCCAGACCAGCAGCGUCUCAUCUUCGCCGGCAAGCAGCUCGAGGAUGGCCGCACCCUGUCGGACUACAACAUCCAGAAGGAGUCGACCCUCCAUUUGGUGCUGCGUCUCCGCGGAGGAAUGCAGAUCUUUGUGAAGACUCUGACCGGCAAAACCAUCACCCUGGAGGUUGAGCCAUCCGACACCAUUGAGAACGUGAAGGCCAAGAUCCAGGACAAGGAGGGAAUCCCCCCAGAUCAGCAGCGUCUUAUCUUCGCCGGCAAGCAGCUGGAGGAUGGUCGCACCCUGUCGGACUACAACAUCCAGAAGGAGUCGACCCUCCAUUUGGUGCUGCGUCUCCGCGGAGGAAUGCAGAUCUUUGUGAAGACUCUGACCGGCAAAACCAUCACCCUGGAGGUCGAGGCAUCUGACACCAUUGAGAACGUGAAGGCCAAGAUCCAGGACAAGGAGGGAAUCCCCCCAGACCAGCAGCGUCUCAUCUUCGCCGGCAAGCAGCUGGAGGAUGGCCGCACCCUGUCGGACUACAACAUCCAGAAGGAGUCGACCCUCCAUUUGGUGCUGCGUCUCCGCGGAGGAAUGCAGAUCUUUGUGAAGACUCUGACCGGUAAAACCAUCACCCUGGAGGUCGAGCCAUCCGACACCAUUGAGAACGUGAAGGCCAAGAUCCAGGACAAGGAGGGAAUCCCCCCAGACCAGCAGCGUCUUAUCUUCGCCGGCAAACAGUUGGAGGAUGGCCGCACUCUGUCUGAUUACAACAUCCAGAAGGAGUCGACCCUCCAUUUGGUGCUGCGUCUCCGCGGAGGAAUGCAGAUCUUUGUGAAGACUCUGACCGGCAAAACCAUCACCCUGGAGGUCGAGCCAUCUGACACCAUUGAGAACGUGAAGGCCAAGAUCCAGGACAAGGAGGGAAUCCCCCCAGACCAGCAGCGUCUCAUCUUCGCCGGCAAGCAGCUGGAGGAUGGCCGCACCCUGUCGGACUACAACAUCCAGAAGGAGUCAACUCUCCAUUUGGUGCUGCGUCUCCGCGGAGGAAUGCAGAUCUUUGUGAAGACUCUGACCGGUAAAACCAUCACCCUGGAGGUCGAGCCAUCCGACACCAUUGAGAACGUGAAGGCCAAGAUCCAGGACAAGGAGGGAAUCCCCCCAGACCAGCAGCGUCUCAUCUUCGCCGGCAAACAGUUGGAGGAUGGCCGCACUUUGUCUGAUUACAACAUCCAGAAGGAGUCGACCCUCCAUUUGGUGCUGCGUCUCCGCGGAGGAAUGCAGAUCUUUGUGAAGACUCUGACCGGUAAAACCAUCACCCUGGAAGUCGAGCCAUCCGACACCAUUGAGAACGUGAAGGCCAAGAUCCAGGACAAGGAGGGAAUCCCCCCAGACCAACAGCGUCUCAUCUUCGCCGGCAAGCAGCUGGAGGAUGGCCGCACCCUGUCGGACUACAACAUCCAGAAGGAGUCGACCCUCCAUUUGGUGCUGCGUCUCCGCGGAGGAAUGCAGAUAUUUGUGAAGACUCUGACCGGUAAAACCAUCACCCUGGAGGUCGAGCCAUCCGACACCAUUGAGAACGUGAAGGCCAAGAUCCAGGACAAGGAGGGAAUCCCCCCAGACCAGCAGCGUCUCAUCUUCGCCGGCAAGCAGCUGGAGGAUGGCCGCACCCUGUCGGACUACAACAUCCAGAAGGAGUCAACUCUCCAUUUGGUGCUGCGUCUCCGCGGAGGAGUCAGCGCCUAAUUUUGCUAUAUUUAAAAUUAAACAGCCUAAACCACACAGAACUAAUUAUUUCAAGGCUACACAUUCAAGAUUUAUCUGCA